GUGAGCAGUAACUCAUAUGCUCUGUAUUUGUUUUAUUUUAUUAUUCUUUUGUUUUUCCUGGUGUGGAUUGGCCAACGUAAAAGUAUUGAGCAAGCAUAAGAUUCUUGUGAACAUUAUGUCGUAAUAGGCACCCGUCGUGUGUUUUUUCCCCCUUCAAAUUAUAUUGAACGUUUAGGCAUACGAACCCAAUAGAACUAAUGAGCUCGAAUUUUCAGCCAUCGCACGUUAUUCAUCUUCCUAUUACUAUUGACGACAAAGGAGGGUUAUCCAAAAGCGGCGACUUUGAUGAAGUGCGUGAGAAGAUGCAUUUGGCUAUUUCAAUGAGUAGAACCAAUAUGUUGGACACCGUUCUCGAUGAAUUCAGAGUGGCCUACUUGAGUCUCUCAUGCGAAGAUCGUAAGAAGCUAUUGCUUAUCUUGGCCAAAGAGUAUUACAUCGACAGGAUUUAUGUCCGAGAACUCAUUGAUCAGUACGUCAAACUCAAGAUCAUUAGCCGGACAGAAACACCUACAACGGUUCUCGAUGGCCCUUUGAAUCGCAUUCGGUGGAGUCUUGGACACGCCCUCAGGCCAACAUAUACCGUGCUUUUCGAGAGGCUAAACCGACGCAAUGAAGGGACGAAAUUUUUAGGCACUCUCCAAUGCGACAUUCUAUUAAUGCUUAGGUAA
Messenger RNA from Camelina sativa (false flax), 668 nucleotides. RefSeq lists its product as uncharacterized. Gene Ontology annotation, molecular function: malonyl-CoA decarboxylase activity. NCBI's taxonomy places the organism in Eukaryota, Viridiplantae, Streptophyta, Magnoliopsida, Brassicales, Brassicaceae. Gene Ontology annotation, cellular component: peroxisomal matrix; mitochondrial matrix. Gene Ontology annotation, biological process: malonyl-CoA catabolic process; acetyl-CoA biosynthetic process; fatty acid biosynthetic process. The record is from RefSeq and is a predicted model, not a curated record.